CUCUCUCUCCAGAGCCUUAAAGCGCCAAAAUCCUAAACUCUCUCCUUCCAACAGAAACAGUAUCUCUUCUUCCGCUUCUUCUCUACUGCUGUCUAUGUAUGCAUAAAUUUCAGUUCUGUAUAUCCUUCUAGUAAUGUGUACAUCCGAUUGCACUCAUCCUUUGUCCAGAACUAGUUAUGCAAUGGCAAGUGAAAAGCCAAAACAAGGAGAUAAAUUAGCAAAUCCUAGUUCUACACCGCAAAGGAAUGAAAAACUCGGGGCUCUUGAUCUAACUAAUUCACCUGCUGGCCAUAAUGAGAUUCUUGAUGAUCGGUUGCCACCAUUUCCUUUUUUCCAAACUGGGGAUAUGCAGGGAAUGCCUCAACAUUAUGCUCAGGAAAUGCCAUUGCCUGCCAUCCGUAUGAUGAAUGAUUUUUCCCAUUUCAAUUUCUCUGACCGUACUGCAUUUGACCAUGAUUACUUAUAUAGGCCAGUUCCAGAUAUUUCACUCUUGGAAGGGAAUGUGAACGAACCAGUUGAUUGUUUUCCCUCAUGUGCUUUAACAGAUGUUGCUAGUAAGAUUUAUGAUGGUCUUCAGAACUCCAAGAUACACAGAAAAGUUGACAGUGCCAGGAGCGACGUGGCUAGAGGCUCAGAAAUGCACAGGGAGGCUGCAGAAGCAAAAAAUAGUGAUGUGCACAGGUCUUCCCUAAUUGGAGAAAGGGGAGCUAGCACACCUAUGGCAACGCAUAACUCAACUAGUGGAAGAGGGGUAAUUAAUAACAUUGUCAACACAAGUGCAGCUCAGUCUAGUCAUCCUCAAAUCCUUGAUGGGAGUUCUUUGAAGCUGGGAGUUGGAUCUAAUGCAGAGCCCAGGUAUACUUCUAAUGUCUCCAGCAGAUAUGGCACUCUUAAGUAUAAUGAGGCUGCUCUUCCCCAAUCAAGUGCUUUAUGUGGUCAAAAAGAUGAUACAAGUUCUUUGAGCUCUUCUUCAAAGAUGACUGGGAAUUUUUCUACUAUUCAAAACAAUGCUGGAGGAUUCGAUAAUAAUGCUUCGAAUGACAGUGGAUUUUCCAGCCUCACACAGAAUGUUGAUGGGCUUUCUAGGGUAGUACGAAAUGCAGGUAGGGCUUCUCAACAAGUGCAGAAUGUUGUUGAAUUUUCUAACCUGCUGCCGAAUAUUGGUGGGUUUUCCAAUCAAAUGCAGAGUGUGGAUGGGAUUUCUCCUCAAACGCCAAAUGUGGAUGGAUUUUCUAGUCAACUGCAGAGUGUAGAGCAGCUUCCUAGACUAUCUCAGAAUGAGGGUGGUAGGACUUUGUCACUUUUAGCAGAUAGGCAACAUUAUCAUUCUAUUUCAAGCAACUGGAGCUCAGGACCCAAAGUGAAUGCGAAUGCAAGAUUUUCAAAUGUAAAUCCUAGUACAGGUUUUCGGGGUUUUCCCACUGAGCCCUUAAUACUACAUAAUAGAAAUCAAGUUGGCAUGCCUGAUUAUGGACACGGGGAAACCGGGUUGCAAUCAUAUUAUUUCAUUAGGAAUGCUACUCAAAGUUCUUCUGACCAAAGACAGUAUCCUCACACAGGAACUUUCAUGAACCUCUCACCUGACCCUUCUCUGGUUGUUCCUUUUGUAGGGUUCGCCAGAAGCAACCGUGGACAGAGUCAAUCAGGUCAAGUAAUCCCAGCAGCAAAUGCACCUGCUCAGGCGUCCAGUGUUCCUUGUAGACCAUCAUGUAAGAGGGGUGCAAGUGAAUCUUCUCUUGCUACUCCCGAGGCUUUACACCGAAAGUUCAGAGUUUCUAGAGCUUCCAGUCACUUGUCUACUCCAAAUAUGGCCCAAAUUGCUUCACCUCAUGCACCACCGCCUCUGGCUUGGACUCCUUCCUUGAGGCCGCCCUCUGUCCAACUAGCUCGCCCAUGCAUAAUCCAAUCUCCUCCAGAUGUGUCACAAAUUAAUGCACCAGCUCUGGUUCAGAUUCCUCACUUGAGACCACCACCGGUUCAAGCAGCUUACCGAAACCUAGCUCAGUGUGCUUCGAAUGUGGCCCAAAUGACUCCACCUCACUCACCUUUGGCUUGGACUCCUCCCAACUUAGCCCUAGUCCAAACUGAUCAUCCACACCUAGCGCAGUUUGCUCUGAAUUUGACCCGAGCUUCACCCAAUGCACCUCUGGCUGGGACUCCUCUCUCAAGCCAAUUGCUAAUCCAAACUGUUCGCCCAAACUUGGCCCUGAAGCCUCCAAUUCGCCAACUCUUGGCCCAAAAAACAUCUGGUCGACCACCCCUUUCCCAUCAUGUUCCACCCUUGCCCAGUAUAAAAGCACCUGAUCACAUAAAAUGGCAAGAUCCAGAAAAAACUCCUCAACUAAGUGGACACCAGUGUUUUAUAUGCAAGAGGGAUCUCUCAUUCACGCCAGAAGGGCCAGUGGAACAACCAGUGAAUCCACAACCUGUUGCUGUCUUGCCAUGCCACCACCACUUUCAUGCUUUCUGCUUGGAGCGUAUUACUACCGGAAGCGAUGCAGAGAAUCCUCCAUGUAUUCCUUGUGCCAUGGGUGACAAGAACUAGCUCUCACCAUGAUCAUUCAUGUCCUCCAUGUUUUUUCUUUUCUUUUUUUCUUUUUGUUCAAUCCUGCUAGCAUUAGUCUUCUUGAUAUAGCAUAUAGAGGGAAACUCUAAGUUUUGGAGAAGAGCGACUAUAUUAAAUAGCUAGCUGCAAUUCUUUUAACUGUGUACAGCAGAUGACAUUACUGAUACAAGUUACAACAUUUAAAAUCAAUCUAGUAGAGGACACUUCACGAUUAAUAUAACGCAUCCUUUAAACAUUCUAUA
This is a messenger RNA of Populus trichocarpa (black cottonwood), 2808 nucleotides long. RefSeq lists its product as uncharacterized. The transcript is spliced from 4 exons. The record is from RefSeq and is a predicted model, not a curated record. Bases 134 to 2545 code for a protein of 803 amino acids. NCBI's taxonomy places the organism in Eukaryota, Viridiplantae, Streptophyta, Magnoliopsida, Malpighiales, Salicaceae.